CUGAGGUUUUGCAGACUUUUGCUCUCAUACUCACUCCAGUCCCUGUCAGUUGUUUUAACAACAUGACCUUUUGUUGUAGUAGGCUAGUCAACCGCAGUCCUCGUUUUUUCCCGUAGUACGGUCAGUUACAACAUUACUCUGUUCGCAUUUAUCCUAGCAGGCGUUAUUAUUCAUCUCCAUCGAGAGCCAUUUCCGAUUGAGAUACAAUAUCGAAGCGUUCGUGAUCUAUUCAUUCCAGAUUCAGCACCCCAGCGCAAUUUGUCAAUGGCGUAAGUAACACGCAAGAGACCUGAUUCAGUCCCCCAGGAGUCCAUAAACGGGCUUUUGAGCCUUCGGACAACACAAGUCUCCAUAUGUGCAUUUAUCUCAUUUAUCAGAAUGGCCACCAGAAACAUCACAGAUAUCUCCUUCCUGCAGCUGCAACCCUUUCCCGAAACUUAGGACUCUUCACGACCAUGUCCGUAUGAUAGAACGGAUUCAUGAGUGUCUUGACCCACACAUCAUAGACUUCCACGAAAAAAUUCUUGACUCCUUCUUCUGUGGCUGCCGCUGUCGGAUUGUACAUACUUCCUUGCGCACUCAAGCGGGCAGAUGCCGCAGCAGAAGAGCGACCCCCGGGAGUAGUCAGUGUGUUUGUGGCCGAAUGUGUCUCCGGAUUUGACAGGAGCAGAAAUUUCACGUUGCCACCGGUCAAGAAACAGAAUAUGUACGACGAAGCGUAGCGGUCUAUGUACUUGAGGUACCUAGCAGUCCACUGUUAGCUGUGUUUCCAACGAACGCAAAGAUGUGCAAAGUGUGGAUUGUCCCGAUGGCCUACGAUAACAAAGUAGAAGGACAUUUUAGCAAGUUCCCAACAGCUACUGAGGUUAUUCUAUCGAGAAAAGUGUGCCAUCUCCUGGUGUUUUCUUCUCUCUGCUGUCACCAUCGGCGUUUCGAGGUGCGUGGUGGUUGUGCACUUCCUCGCGAUGGCCCAAAGCGGAAAUGCCAAGCUUGCGGACUUUCCCAUCCUCACUUCCGAACUCAUUUCUGGCGACAAGCGUCGAGAUCGUUCCUACCAGCCAAAACAAUGUUCGGACCUUUCAAGGCUACAUCGAAAUUACUGGGUGGGCUGUUGUGGAAAAUUCCAUGGCGCCUUUCAAGUCCGCGAAAGUACAGACACCGAUUACGACUGAAGCGUGUUGAUAAGAUUGUGUCCAUCCUUGACAGUGCUCUUUCGAAACAAGGCCUGAAAUUGAAGGCUGUAGAGAGAUGGAAAGCUGAGAUGCCCGCGGAACAUGAAAUUAUGCCAAAGGACAAAUACACUGUCUUUGAUCGGAAGCAAAGAGGAUACAGGAAAGGCAUUCACAAGGUACCGAAAUGGACGAGAAUAAGCCAGAGGAUCAACCCUCCCGGUUAUUAGCUUUAGUUCUGGGCCACGAGAGCAGUAUUGGACAGUAGCAAGGCCAAAUGCAUGUCAUCUAUUAGACUUGAACGAAUUCGGGAUUCGGCAUCUGUGUGGCAUAUUUUCAGAGACCAUGUAAGGCAUCAGAAUGUUUUUCCACCCUCCAACUAGCACGACGUUGGAGUCACUCUGGGACUUUAUGUGCAAUUUAAUUCCCAUUCCAAACA
This is a messenger RNA of Verruconis gallopava, 1608 nucleotides long. RefSeq lists its product as uncharacterized. Gene Ontology annotation, cellular component: mitochondrial large ribosomal subunit. The record is from RefSeq and is a predicted model, not a curated record. The transcript has 4 exons. Gene Ontology annotation, molecular function: structural constituent of ribosome. Lineage: Eukaryota; Fungi; Ascomycota; Dothideomycetes; Venturiales; Sympoventuriaceae. Bases 785 to 1399 code for a protein of 204 amino acids.